Lacerta agilis (Sand lizard) is the source of this 3751-nucleotide messenger RNA. It is a transcript of the gene MMP14, whose product is annotated as matrix metallopeptidase 14. The coding region runs from base 76 to 1809 and encodes 577 amino acids. Gene Ontology annotation, cellular component: extracellular matrix. Gene Ontology annotation, biological process: collagen catabolic process; zymogen activation; extracellular matrix organization. NCBI's taxonomy places the organism in Eukaryota, Metazoa, Chordata, Lepidosauria, Squamata, Lacertidae. Gene Ontology annotation, molecular function: zinc ion binding; metalloendopeptidase activity. The record is from RefSeq and is a predicted model, not a curated record. The transcript has 10 exons.
GAGGGGGAAGAGAAAAAAAAGGCUUUCGAGUGAGUGCGAUCGCCACAGAGCGCCACACUCGGGGGGAGAAGCAACAUGUGUCCGUGGCUCGCCCUCCUCCGGCUGCUGCCCCUCGCCGUGGCCUUGAGCGCCCUCCUGCCCCGCGGAUCCUCCACCUCCCGCUUCAGCCCCGAGGCCUGGCUGCAGCAGUAUGGCUACCUGCCCCCCGGAGACCUUCGGACGCACACUCAGCGCUCCCCACAGUCGCUCACGGCUGCCAUUUCGGCCAUGCAGCGGUUCUACGGCCUUCAGGUGACGGGCACAGCAGACUCCGAGACCAUGAAGGCUAUGAAGAGGCCCCGCUGCGGCGUCCCGGAUAAAUUUGGGGCGGAGAUCAAGGCCAACGUCCGGCGCAGGCGCUACGCCAUCCAAGGGCUGAAGUGGUCGCACUACGAUCUUACUUUUUGCAUCCAGAACUACACACCCAAGGUGGGAGAGCACGCCACCUUCACCGCAAUCCGACGCGCCUUCAGCGUGUGGCAGUCUGUAACGCCACUGCGCUUCCGUGAGGUUUCCUACUCGGAUGUGCGUGAGGGCCGCCAGCCGCAGGCCGACAUCAUGAUCUUCUUCGCCGAAGGCUUCCAUGGCGACAGCACCCCCUUCGAUGGCGAGGGAGGCUUCUUGGCCCACGCCUACUUCCCUGGGCCCCACAUCGGUGGCGACACUCACUUCGACGCUGCGGAGCCCUGGACGUCCCGCAGCGAUGACCUUAGCGGAAAUGACAUUUUCCUGGUUGCGGUGCACGAACUGGGCCAUGCACUGGGUUUGGAGCACUCGAACGACCCGUCCGCCAUCAUGGCCCCCUUCUACCAAUGGAUGGAAACGGAUAACUUUGAGCUGCCGGAAGAUGACCGGCGUGGCAUACAGCAAUUGUAUGGAACCGAAAUCGGCCACCCCAGUAAACCUCCGCCUAUCCCUCGAACCACUAUGAAGCCCCGAGUCCCAGACCGGCCGCCCAAGAACCCAACGUACGGCCCCAACAUCUGUGACGGGAGAUUUGACACCAUCGCUGUGCUAAGGGGCGAGAUGUUUGUCUUCAAGGACAAAUGGUUUUGGCGAGUCCGGAACAACCGCGUGAUGGACGGGCACCCUCUCCCUAUCGGCCAGUUCUGGGUUGGUCUCCCCUCGACAAUCAACACAGCCUAUGAGAGGAAAGACGGCAAAUUCGUGUUCUUUAAAGGGGACAAGCAUUGGGUCUUCAACGAAGCCACCUUGGAACCCGGCUACCCGAAGCACAUCAAGGAGCUGGGCAGAGGGCUUCCCACAGACCGGAUCGAUGCUGCUCUUUUCUGGAUGCCGAGUGGGAAGACCUAUUUCUUCCGGGGAGACAAAUAUUACCGCUUCAACGAAGAGAGCCGAACGGUUGAGCCCGGCUACCCCAAGCACAUUUCUGUCUGGGAAGGGAUCCCUGAGUCACUCCGGGGGGCUUUUAUGGGCAGCGAUGAGGUUUUCACCUACUUUUACAAGGGAGACCGUUACUGGAAGUUCAACAACGAGAAGCUGAAGGUGGAGCCAGGGUACCCCAAGUCUGUGCUCCGGGACUGGAUGGGAUGCAGCUCGGGUGGCGACCGCCAGGAAGACGGCGAGGAGGUCAUCAUCAUCGAGGUGGACAAUGCGGAAGCAGGGGAGGUGAACGCAGCCGCCGUGGUGCUGCCCAUUCUGCUGCUGCUCACCAUCUUUGCUCUGGGGAUCGCCCUGUUCAUCUUCAAGCGCUACGGCACGCCCAAACGGUUGCUGUAUUGCCAGCGCUCUCUGCUGGACAAGGUGUGACCAGGCGGGCUCCCUCGCUGGGCCGGGAGCACAAGGGCACUCCUGUCUCCCCCGCCUUGGCCACCAUCUCUCCUCCGGUGCUUCUUUUGUGAACCCUUUUGCCCUAGUCGCCACACUCUUCCUUCUCUGCCUUUCCCCGGUGCUUCCCUGCUGCCAUUUCAUCCUCCCUGCAUUCCUCUUCUUGCCUUCCUUCUGCCACUGCUCCUUGAGUGCUGCUUCCUUAAGCCAUGUCCUGAUCUCCUCUUCUCCACUUCCGUUUUCUCCUACUGCAUCCUUUCCCCUGGUCCUGUUCUCCCUCCUUCCUCCCCUCCCCUCCCCACCUCUCCUCCUUCUCGGUCUCUCCACAUCCCCUCCACUCCCCCCUGUUUCCAUGCAAGCGGGUGUGCUGAGCAUGCUCACCACGAGUGUAACUUGAGGAGGCAAAAGAGGACCUUCUUCCCCCAUGCUGGUUUCGGUCUCUGCCCGACCCCCGUCGCAGUGCACCCCUUGACCUCCGCUCGGGAAAAGGAGACUUCGCUUUGACCUGCCAACCUGCAAGGCAGGGGGAUAAGACGGCACACUGUGAACGCCCACCAAGGUUCCCCCCGCGCUCUCCCAUGGGUGGGAUCGAGGUUAAAUGAUCACGGCGACCCUCCCAAGUAUCCGCUGUUGUUCCUGCCGCCCACCCCGCAACCUUCUUCCAGGGUCACAUGGGAAUGAAGGAUGGGCAGAAGGAUGGGUAUUGUUGAUUAGGAGUGAUGGGAGGGGAGUUGCAGGUUUUCGGCCUCGUGGUGGGCGGAGCUAUGCAGACGAAAUAGGGAAGCUGCAGGGUUUUGGGGCGGGGCAACGUAGCUGGGAGGAAAUCGCGGCAUUCCAAAAAGGGAACUCUUUUAUCAUUCCAUUGGGCGUGGCUUGAAGAGGAGGGAGGAGCCAUGGCUGACCAAUAGAGGCGCUUAUGUAGAUUACCCAACUGGGAGUGGCAGGGAGGGCCCUUGGUGGAAGACAAGGGGCGGGGUCUAAAAUGUGGGGCGUGGCAUGACAGCUUAUACCUUUUGGAGGUGGGGAAGCAUCUUAAGAGGGCCAAACCUUGGGAAAGUGGAGGUCUCCCACACAGCAGAGAUGGAGUCAGCCAUUGGUACCCAGAAUGCAACAGAGAGCGGGGCAAGUUUGGGAGCAGGAGGAAAGGGAAGGGUGGUUGUGGCCGUCGGUCUGGAGGUGGAGGAGGAGGUGUAGAAUGGGAUGGAGUUGGUCAGCACGGUUCAAAUGAUUCUGCAUAAAUGUUUACUCCAAUGUCUGAUUAUAACUGCAUGAAGUUUACAGUUGUCAACUUCCAAUCCAUUCUGGAUUCUUAAAAAAAAAACCAAACAAAGCAAAGUAGCAAUUUCCAAAAACGAAAAGAAAAAGAAAAAGUGGAAGAAAAAAUUCCUAUUGCACCAGAGAACUGCCUCAAACUGCCUUAUCCUCCUUUCUUAGGGAAAAUGUUUAAUUUUGUUUGUUUGUUGAAUAUGUAAUUUUUUUAAUUAUUCUAUAGAAAUGCCUUUUUUGAAAAAAGAAAGUUUAAAAUAGUGCAUUAACAGGGUGGGGAAAUCAGAAUAGGGGUGGGAGAUUGAACCCCCAGAUCCUGCGGGCCGGGAACGAGGUAUCUAAACUCUCUCCUAUUCAGACCAUUUUCCAUUGGGGGUGCGGGGAGGGUGUGUCUGGAUUCUGGGUCUUGUGUUUUCAAAUGGUCUCCAAACGGAAUUAAACUGUGUUUAACGAUACAUUUGGGUUUGUGGGCGGGUUUUAAUAUUGUUUAUUGUUUCACUUUAUUGUUAUUAUUAUUUUGCUAUUAUUAAUAAACACCCAUUCUUUGGGAGGGGAAUAUAACAUACAUCGCUGGGGCCUGUAGGCUGUUUUAAAUCUGUUAUUCCUUUUAACGUUUAGCAAUAAAAACCCCCAUUUCUGGGUGGAAAUGGACUCAAAA